GUGAGCCAGAGCACCUUUGCAGGACUGGGCAUCUCCAGAUCCUCUGUGGUCUGGGAGGAGGAUGCUCACUGGUGCCAGGGAGGUACCUCAACACGUUCUGAAAAGGUUCCUGCUGUAGAAGAUGAGAGUCCACUCCAGGAGGAGCAUAUGUACCACCUGCCAGUCAUCGAGCUUCCCAGCAAACCACGCUCAGACACCCAUCUUCUUGAGCUGGAGGAUUCAUUCACAGGACUUAUAAACAUAAUGACUGACAUUAUUUGGCGCUACACCGGAGACUUCAUGGCUCCUGAUAUCGUUUGCAGAAUUGUGCGGUAUUUCCAGGUUGUCCUGCUAUAUGCCUCAACUUACGUCCUCGUGUCACUAAGCUUAGACCGGUAUCACGCCAUAGUUUACCCAAUGAAGUUCUUGCAAGGAGAAAGACAGGCGAAAGUUCUAAUCGGAGUGGCCUGGAGCCUCUCUUUCCUGUUUUCCAUCCCGACUCUGAUUAUUUUUGGGAAACGGCAGCUCUCCAAUGGGGAAGUGCAGUGCUGGGCUCUUUGGCCGGAUGACUCUUACUGGAUCCCCUACAUGACGGUGGUGGCUUUCCUGGUGUACUUCAUUCCUCUCAUCAUCAUCAGUGUCAUAUACUCAAUUGUGAUCCGAACCAUCUGGAUGAAGAGCAAAGCUCAGGCUGUCAUCAUGUCCAGGUGCCCUGGUGGCAAAACCUCAGCUGGCUACACGAGUCAUGGGUUCAUAUCCAGAGCGAAAGUGAAAGCAAUCAAGUACAGCGUCGUAAUUAUUCUGGCAUUUGUUCUCUGUUGGAGCCCUUACUUUCUUUUUGAUAUCCUGGACAACUUCAACAUACUCCCUGAGACCAAAGAGCGCUUCUACGCGUCUGUGAUCAUUCAGAACCUGCCAGCCUUGAACAGUGCCAUCAACCCCCUCAUCUACUGCCUCUUCAGCAACCGCCUCUGCCCCCCUUUUGAGUAUUGCUCCUUUUACUGUCGCUCUGACUACCUCUAA
This is a messenger RNA of Apaloderma vittatum (bar-tailed trogon), 1002 nucleotides long. RefSeq names its product neuropeptide S receptor 1 (gene NPSR1). Gene Ontology annotation, molecular function: neuropeptide receptor activity. The record is from RefSeq and is a predicted model, not a curated record. The transcript is spliced from 7 exons. The annotation marks the transcript as partial. Gene Ontology annotation, biological process: neuropeptide signaling pathway; positive regulation of release of sequestered calcium ion into cytosol. Gene Ontology annotation, cellular component: membrane; cytoplasm. Lineage: Eukaryota; Metazoa; Chordata; Aves; Trogoniformes; Trogonidae.